Molecule: messenger RNA, 348 nt
Organism: Gadus macrocephalus (Pacific cod)
Lineage: Eukaryota; Metazoa; Chordata; Actinopteri; Gadiformes; Gadidae
Product: cyclin-dependent kinase 5 activator 1-like
Exons: 2
Biological process (GO): brain development; activation of protein kinase activity; positive regulation of cyclin-dependent protein serine/threonine kinase activity
Cellular component (GO): protein kinase 5 complex; cytoplasm
Molecular function (GO): protein kinase binding; cyclin-dependent protein serine/threonine kinase activator activity
Source: RefSeq, a predicted model, not a curated record
AUGCAGGACUCACUGACGGCCUACCCCUGUGUCCAGGACCAGGGCUUCAUCACCCCGGCCAACCUGGUGUUCGUGUACCUGCUGUGCCGGGAGGCGGUGGACGCGGAUAUCUCCUCGGAGGCGGAGCUUCAGGCCUGCGUCCUCUGCUGCCUCUACCUGUCCUACUCCUACCUGGGCAACGAGAUCUCCUACCCCGUCAAGCCCUUCCUGGUGGAGGCCAGCCGGGACGCCUUCUGGCAGCGCGGCCUCUCCCUGGUCUCCAGCCUGAGCGCAGACAUGCUGCGCAUCAACGCAGACCCGCUCUUCUUCACCCAGGUGUUCCAGGACCUGAAGAGCCAGGGGGGGAGA